Cetraspora pellucida is the source of this 2059-nucleotide messenger RNA. The record is from the annotation of a GenBank genome assembly. Lineage: Eukaryota; Fungi; Glomeromycota; Glomeromycetes; Diversisporales; Gigasporaceae.
AUUAAACGACAUCGAUGAAAAGUUUCUAAAAAAGUAUUUUUAUAGUACUAUGCAAUCACUGGGUGCAAAUAAAGCAGAUAAACAUAAAUAUGAAUUUCCUAAAGAAGAAUUUAUUAAGAAUGAAAGUAUUAAUGAAAAUGAAAGGCAAUAUUUAUUAAACAUGUUAUUAAAAGAUUAUUUUUAUGAUACUAUACAAUCAAUGAAUACAAGCAUUUACGGAUCGAAUCAACAAAGAUACGCAUUCCUUAAAACAGGAUUCAUUAAUUAUAAAAACCUUAACGAUAAUGAAAGACAAUGUUUAUUACAAAUGCUAUUAAGAUUCUAUUUUUAUGAUACUGCAUGGUCAAUGUCUUCAAGCAUAUACAGAACAAAUCAGCAAAAAUAUGAAUUUUUCAAAACACAAUUUUUUAAUAACGAUAAACUUGAAGAACAUGAAAGACAAUAUUUAUUCAAUAUGCUUCAAAAAAGAUUUGAUAAUCUAAGUGUCAUCUACAAAGAUGGUGAAAAGCGUCAAUGCAAGGAUUGCAAGAGUGAGACUCGCGCUAUGCUAUAUUGUGAAUUCUGCAUUAGAAAUUACCUAAAACUACAACAAAAUUAUGUAGAAUGGACUAACAACGAUAAAAUUGACGAUGAGAUUAAAAAGGCCCAAGAACGUGCAAUAGGGCCAAAUUUAAUAAUUGAAUACAUUCCUAACGAAAAGCUUAAAGUAAAUCCAAAUUAUAUAGCGAAAGGUAGUUAUGCUGAAAUAUAUAAGGCAGUUUGGACGGAUGGCCCUUUUGAUACAUGGAAUGGUAAUGAAAAGGUUUUAGAAAGAAUUAGCAACCAUAAUGUUAUUCUCAAAAAGCUAAAAAAAUCAAACAAAUCGACCAGUAAUUGGCUUAAUGAGAUUAUAUCACAUUUUACUAUCGAUAAAAUUGCAACUAACGUUGUUAGAUGUUUUGGAUUGACUAAAGAUAAAGAUUCUGGAGAAUUUUCAUUGGUUUUGGAUGUUAUGGAUUUUAAUUUGCAGGAAUUUUUAAUAAAAAACAAUUCAACCAUUGGAUGGAAAGAACGUUACCAAAUUGCUUAUAAAAUAUCUCAUUGCUUAUCUGCAAUACAUAAUACGAAAUCGGUUCACAGAGAUUUGCAUCCUGGAAAUAUUUUAUUUUAUGAACAUCUUAUAAGAAUAAGUGAUUUGGGUUUUUGUGAAAUUGCAUAUGGAACUCCACUUGAAUAUGCGGAAUUGAUGAAACAAUGUUGGGAUGCUGUACAGAAAAACGACCAGAAUCCAGCACAGUUUUUAGAAAAUUAUCCAGAAAAUUUUAUUAAAGCACAAAUCCAUUUUCCAGAAUCUGGUGAAGGCCCAGGAAAUUUUAUAAGAGCAGAAGCUCAAAUUCCAGAAGUUUUGUCAUCUGGAGAAGGUCCAGGAAAUUUUAUAAAAGCCGAAAUUCAAAUUCCAGAAGUUUUGUCAUCUGGAGAAGGUCCAGGAAAUUUUAUAAGAGCCGAAAUUCAAAUUCCAGAAGUUUUGUCAUCUGGAGAAGGCCAAGGAAAUUUUCUAAAAUCUAGGAUUUACUCUUUUCAGAACCUUACAGAGCCGAGUAAUUUUAUAAAAGAACACGAAUUCGGUAAUAUCGAAAAGUUACUCGAUACUGAUUCGAAUGAUUUUGGGUUCGAAAAGGUGAAUAAUAUAAUGGAUUCUUCUGAAUCUUUAAGAUGUCAUGAUACAGACGAAUACAUUGCUAUCAGCAAAGAAUAUCAGGAGAAAGAUUCAAGCAAACAAUGCGUUAUCGAAAACUUCAGCAGUACUCAAGCAGAUAAGGCUCGAAAUAUGACCAGGAUUGCGGAUUUAUUGUUUUUAGUUUUUUCCAAAUUACAUAAUGAAGGCUUUAGCGAAAUGGAUGUUAACAAAAAUAUUGAAAAAUAUAUUACAAUAAAUCGUCAAACACCGAUAAAUACUUUUGUUUGGUUAUUAAAUAGCAAAACAAAUUCAAAGCAUAUAUGCCUACUCGGAAGAUUUUUUCAUGGCGGAAUUGGAACAAGUAUAAAUAGAGAAAUUGCAUUUCGAACAUUCCUUAAUUAA